This is a messenger RNA of Colletotrichum higginsianum IMI 349063, 840 nucleotides long. RefSeq lists its product as uncharacterized. Bases 1 to 840 code for a protein of 279 amino acids. The record is from RefSeq and is a predicted model, not a curated record. The transcript is spliced from 2 exons. NCBI's taxonomy places the organism in Eukaryota, Fungi, Ascomycota, Sordariomycetes, Glomerellales, Glomerellaceae.
AUGCGGUCUAGCCCGUCGACGUGUCUUGGGGAAACUCACGCCCAGCCCACCACGCCCAUGGCCCUGAAAACGGUUCAGAGCCAAGUCGAACUCUGGGGGGGGGGGGGAGUGAGUCCCUUCUCUUCUUUUUCCCUUCAGUGCGUUGUGCGUCCUGCUUUCAUGUCAGGCCCUGACUCUCUGACGGUCCUUGGUGCAUCUGCCUAUUCAACAGUCGUGUCUGGACAGCGUCCUCUCGACAUUCUGGAAGGGGGGCUUCCUCCCCCCCCCCCCCUCCUCCUUUCUCUCUCUUCACUGCCUUCAGUCCGUGGCGUCGAGAGAGACUUUGCCGAAACAGUCGAUCAAUGGGAACUCUCGCACAUGUUCGCCGGGCGGCAAAACUGGCAGCUGUCACGCCCAAGCCUCAGCCCCCGUCUCGACUCGCCCUUCCUGGGCCGCCGCCGCCACGACAUUGCUCCUGGGCUGUGGCAAGUGGUUGAAGGAAAGCCACCUCAUGCAGCCCACGUCGCAGACGCACAGCUCACGAGUCGCGUCUGGUUGAGCGUCGUCGUAACCCGGGAACUGCGACGUGACCAACAAGGCCGUAUGGAUUCCCUUGCUCGCCUUGUCAGCCUCCUGAAGUUUUCAGCCGAUGUUCUCACUGAUGUUCUCACUGAUGUUCUCACUGAUGUUCUCACUGAUGUUCUCACUGAUGUUCUCACCGAUGAUCUCACUGAGGCUCUCACUGACACACAACGACAUCCGCCAGGAAAACACUUCAUCCAAAACCGCAAAAUGGUCCUCCUCAAGACCGUCAAUCGAGUAGCAUGCUCCAGCCUCCGCCUCAGCCCUAGGCUGACCUGA